Chaetomium strumarium is the source of this 1467-nucleotide messenger RNA. Its product is annotated as kinase-like domain-containing protein. The annotation marks the transcript as partial. Gene Ontology annotation, biological process: protein phosphorylation; mitotic DNA damage checkpoint signaling. NCBI's taxonomy places the organism in Eukaryota, Fungi, Ascomycota, Sordariomycetes, Sordariales, Chaetomiaceae. The record is from RefSeq and is a predicted model, not a curated record. The transcript has 2 exons. Gene Ontology annotation, molecular function: protein binding; ATP binding; protein serine/threonine kinase activity. Gene Ontology annotation, cellular component: nucleus.
GCAAAAAAGGUGAUCAAAGCGAAGCCGAACAGGAACCGGCUCAUCCUUCCGCGGCUUACGGAAACUGAGCAGCCGCAGCUCAGUCGCCGCGAGAGAGAGUCGGCGCCGCUCGAACAGCCGCGGGAGCAGGUGCCGGCGUACUUUCACCACCCGGGCCUCGAACUGCGGUUUAGCCGCGGCCCACUAACUCCUUACGGCUUCCUCUUUGGGCAUGACGAAAAUUCGGACGUCGUCCUCGAGUGCGAUAUACCGUCUUUCAGCGCCCAUCAUUUCGCCCUGACGUUCGACGACCACCAUCGCCCGAUCAUAAAGGAUCUGGGCUCGUAUAAUGGAACCGAGGUCACGUACGACGGGGUAGGCGAAGGGCGGCGCAGCGAUUUCGUCUGGGUCAUCGGCGGGCACGAUGUCCCUCGGAAGAUCACGACAAUCGUCAUUUGUGUCCACGAGAGCCUCAAGUUCCAGAUCGUCGUCACUGACCACGACAUUACUUCACCGCCAUACAUCGACAACGUCAAGCGGUUCCGUCAGGGGAUGGCGAACGCGGAGAGUCUGUUCGGUCGGCUCGACCUUCGGAGUCGUCCGCAUACCGAGCGUGCAAGUCAAGCACAUACGCCUGGCACUGGUCCCAUCGUCCUGAGGAAGAAGCUCGGCGAAGGAACCUUCGGGGUUGUAACACGUCUCUGGGAUGUUAGCACCGCAGCUGAAUGCGCCCUUAAAGAGCCAUCCGAGCGGGCCACCCGGAACGGAUGGGUCAACCUCGAUGCGUGGAGAAAGGAAGCUCGUAUCAUGGGACUCGUCUCUCAUGAUCGAAUCGUGAGACUCAUUCGCUCGGACUUUACUCCAGUACCUCAAUUGCGGUUUGAGUACAUCCCUGGUGGAAACCUCAGCGACUACCACGAUCUCUCUGAAUGCGAGUGUCUACAGGUCCUCCGUCAGUGUCUAUCAGCACUCGUACACCUUCAUGGACGGGAGCCGCCAAUCGUACAUCGAGACAUCAAGCCAAGCAAUAUCCUUGUCCAACAUCGACAUGCUGGUAACAUUGAUGUCAAACUUGGAGACUUCGGUCUCUUGAGAGAAGGCCCCGAUCCGACAACGAUCUGCGGCUCUCUGCGAUAUCUUGCCCCCGAGAUCUACGCCGAACAGGACAGAAGAAGGAUUCAUUCCGACGAAAAGAAUUACACUCCGGCGGUCGACAUCUGGUCUCUUGGCGUGGCUGUCUUAGAAUGCGCGGGCGAGCUUCCAUCCGGCGGCUAAGCCAGAGGGGUCCGUUGGUGCGAGGAGAUCGUUAAGAAGCUCUGGAAAGACCUCAAGCGCGGUCCGGAUGAUAUGAAACAGUUCUUGUGGGACACUAUGGUAAUCCUGAAGCCGGAGUCACGAUGUUAAGCCCAGUAUUGCUACGAUCAGGUCCAGCUCCUUGCUGAUCCGGCCCAAGAUCGUUGGCAGACCCCAACCCCCGACGUGGGUUUG